AUGCCAGCAUUUGAGGAUAAAUUUCAACCACCAUUGGAGAAGAAGACGUACGUUUUAGAAAAGUGUCAAUUUGAUCAGUCGGCUUUCCCUCAACAUCUUCAGGAGGGUUUCUAUAAAAUCGAUAUGGCCGGUAGUGGAGAUGUGGAAUGGCAUUUUAUAUUUGUUGUGGAGCAAACAUGGAAAUAUGAAUUGAAAUCCAUUGAAACGUAUUCAUCUGAUCCCGAGAAGGUUACUUUUGGUGAAUGCAAAUUGGAGCGUAUUAGUCGUGGCGUUUUCGCUGUUAUGGGUAGUUUUGAUAUUCAAUAUGAUGUACAUGAGGGUGAUUCGAAUACGGUUGAAGUCAAUUCAUUUCGCAGUGCCAAUGGCAAAGACUAUCAUCCGUUGCCUUUUAAAACGCCUCGUCAACAUAUUUUCGACUAUUUCAACACUUUCUACAAGGACUAUGCUAUGGAUAUUUUAAAGGAUUGUUCCAAUUUACCAGCAUUUGAAGAUAAAUUUGAGCCACCAUUUGAGAGGGGUGUAUACUAUUUGGAUAAAUGUCAAUUCGAUCAGGAAUCUUUUCCACAACAUUUGCAAGAGGGUUUCUAUAAGGUCAACAUGAGUUUCCAUGGGGAUGUUGAAUGGUAUAUUGUUUUUGUUGCCGAGGUGCAAAGCAAAGUCUAA
This is a messenger RNA of Musca vetustissima, 663 nucleotides long. RefSeq lists its product as uncharacterized. The record is from RefSeq and is a predicted model, not a curated record. The transcript is spliced from 2 exons. The coding region runs from base 1 to 663 and encodes 220 amino acids. Lineage: Eukaryota; Metazoa; Arthropoda; Insecta; Diptera; Muscidae.